AUGAUAUAUGCUUUACUCAGGGAUCUAAGUAGAAGUGCAACCUGUUCAAGUUUUAUUGAUUUUUCGUCAGUUGAUUAUUCAAACUAUAAUGACGCAAGUAAUAUUAACAAAUCUGAUAAUGAUAUUACAUUAAACGUUGAUGACACGGAUAUAUUUCUCUCGAUCUAUUGGAAAAAUGGUAUGUUGGGAGCUGCAUCUUAUAAUAGCCAAAUAUCUGAAAUACAAAUUUUGCACGACGUCAUAGAAAGUAAUUUAGACUUUAAAAUGUUGAAUGCUUUAUUUAUGCAAGUUAGACCUGCAAAUAUUGUAGUAUGUAGUUUACAAGAUGGACAUUUUUUAAAAACUAUUAAGCAAUUAGCACAUAAUGGCAAAAUAAAUAUGUAUUCUAGUCCAACUAAUACUGAUGAUUAUAAAUCGGAUGAGAAAGUGCAUAUAUUACCCAAACAACGUUUCAAUUUUAAAACAUGUGAGCAGUUAAUUUUAUCCAUGUCAUUGGCGUCUGCUCCAAAAAAUGAAAAGUCUCGUCAAAUUUAUAUACGUAGUUUAGUAGAUUUUACUCAAGAGUUAGCUGUAUGUGCAUUAGGUGCAUUACUACAUUUUUUGGAUACUCCAUUGGUAAAAUUAAAUUUACCAACCAACUUCUCAAUAAUGUCAUUAAGGAUUCUUAACAUGGAUAAUCUAGUUUGGCUCGGUAUUAGUACAUAUGAGUCAUUACAAAUAUUUUCUGUACAUGAACACCCAUCUGCAUACAAUUGGACCAAAAAUUCAAUUAAAGAAGGCCCAAGUGUUUUUAGUUUAUUGAAUCGGUGUAACUCAGUUUUAGGUUCAAAGUUUUUAAAAAAUAUUUUAGCCCAACCUACCAAAAACAUUGAUGUUAUAAAUUAUAGACAUGAAUUUAUAGAGUUUUGUAUAAAACCUUGCAAUGCAAGUGUAAUACUCUCAUUGAUUAACUGUAUCAAACAUUGCCGUUGUGUGUUAUCUACUGUAGUAAAAAUUAAUGGUGGUAAUGCUUCAAUGUACCAAUGGAAAUUAUUAUAUCAAACAGUUAUAAAUGCUGUAACAAUUGGAGAAAUUUGUGAAAGAUAUUCAGAACAAAUUAUGUUUUUUACAAAGAUUAAAGAAACAUUAAAAGAUAGUCUUUAUACUAUGGUUAAUUCUAUGUCCUGUAUAAUUGACUUUGAAAAAUCAACUAUACUAGACAGAUUUGUAGUGAAACCUGGAUUCAUACCAGAACUUGAUAAUAAAAAAUUGAAGAUUGAAAACAUGUCUGAACUAUUAGAUGAAAUAACAUUAAAAGAACUACAGGAAUUACCUUCAUACAUUAAUGAGUGUUCAAUACGUAAAAUGCCAGAAAUUGGAUUUUUAUUGUGUCUUCCAUUGUGGAAACCUUCUAAUGUGAUGACUGAAAAUGAUUAUAAAAUUCCAAAUUUGGAAUUUAAGUUUCAUCUGACAGAUAAUGUAUAUUACAAAUCGUCCAGGUGUUAUGAACUUGAUAAAUAUUUUGGUGAAGUUGAAUCAAGUAUUAUUCAAGAAGAAAUUCAAAUUAUGACAAAACUGUCAGAGUUUAUUAUACAGCACUGGAUAAGCGAUCUACAUUUAAUUUUAAAAUUAAUUGCUGAAUUAGAUUGUUUAAUAGGUUUUGCUGAUGUUGCUAAAGAUUUAAAAUUAAUAAAACCAAACAUACUUCCUAAAGAACACUGUAUAAUAAACAUAAUUAAUGGUCGCCAUAUUUUACAAGAAAAAUAUGUGGAUAAAUUUGUACCUAACAGUUAUCAUUCUUCAAAAAUAAAUCAACAUAUUAAUAUUAUUACAGGAUUUAAUUCAAGCGGAAAAAGUAUUUACUUAAAGCAGGUAGCAUUAAUAUCAUAUCUAUGCCAUAUUGGAUGUUAUGUACCAGCCGAGUACACAGAAAUAAGUAUAUUAGAUCAUAUUCAUACUAGAAUUCAAUCAACUGAAUCUGUAAGUUCUUUAAUGUCAGCUUUUAUGGUCGAUCUAAAACAAAUGUCAGUUGCGUUAAAUGAAUCAACAUGUAACUCUCUCGUAAUAUUAGAUGAAUUUGGAAAAGGUACAUCUGAAAUAAAUGGAUUAGCUUUACUACUAGCAAGUAUCAGCCAUUUUGUGCAUAGACCAUUACAUUUAUUGCCUCACAUCAUUGUUUCAACUCAUUUUCAUUCUUUACCAAAUCUUCUUCAACAGAUAAUAAAUAAAGAUAUUUUAAAUGCCAAUAUAAAAUACCUAAGCAUGAGCCACACAAUACAACACUCAAAAAUAGUAUGCUUAUAUAGAGUAGUAGAUAAUAUAAAAAACCAAAAUAUGAGUAUGGCUCACAGUAUAGCAGCACAAAAUGGUUUACCAACAUGUAUCGUUGAAAGAGCUACUAAAGUAUAAAAUAACGUUUAUGAACUGAUAAAUUAUUAUUAAUUAUUGAAAUAUAAAUUAAACUAUUUAUAAGGUUCUUCAAUCAAUUCAACUCGAUGAAUGUGUCAGCCCAAUGAUAGAAAAUCUCAGAUAUAAAUUAUUUUCUAGGUAUUGUUAUAAAAUUAGUUUUAUUCUAAAUAAUUUUUAGUUAAAUAAUAAGUAUUUAAAUACCUAUUUUACCUAUUUUACCUGUUUAUAAAAUAUAUUAUUUAAUAUAUUAUAUAUUAAAAACUUUAUAAAAUGUAUUAAUAUGUAAAAUGGACAGGUUUUUUUCCAAUUUUAUUUUUGUAAUACUAAGUAAUACUAACUAGGGCUAGGAUUUUAAUGACCUAAAAAAUCUAAAAAAAAACUGACCUUAAAUUAACCUAAAAAAUGACCCUAAAAUAACAUAAAAAUUAUCUAAAAAAAUUAAAAUGAGCUUAAAAUAUUAUAAAAAAUGUAUAGUUAAUAUUAAUUACUAUUUUGUACUGAAUUAUUUAAAUUAUAAUAUUAUGAAAUAAUCAAAAAAUUUAAAUAUAUUUAAAUGAAGGAUUUUUAUGAUUUUAAUAGGUAACUGCUGUUGAAUGUUUGAGAUGGUCUGAAAUUAAUAAAAUAAAAAGAUUUCUAUUUAUUCAAGAAAUUGCCUUUAAAUGUGAUUGUUACACAAGUCAAAAAUUAAAACAGUUUUAAAAUCGCCGAGUAAAACAAAAAAAAAAUUAAGAAAAAUGGGAAUUUUUGAUGGUUUUUCAUGAUACAUGCAAUUUUUACUGAACUUUAUAUUAGCAUUCGCUAUACACCAUGAAAUAUUCAAAAUAAUUUGACUUGUUUUGAACUUGUUUUUUUUUAAUUUUUAAAUCUGAGCGAAGCGAUGAAUGUAUUGAUUUUACAAUGAUGUGUGUGUUUUUUUUUAAAUUUUAUUUUUGUGCCUGUCAUCACUUUUUAGGGAAAAACGAGAAUUUUUACGCAAAAUCUGUUUUUGAGAAAAUCGAUUUUGGUUUUUGGUGUAACUCUAAAACAAAUGACCGUAGGGACAUGAAAUUUUGACUGAAUGUUUAUAAUUGCAUUUCCUAUACACCAUAACAUUUUCCAAAUAUUUUGACUUAUUUUGAGCUGUUUACGGACAUUGUCUGUUUUCAAUAUUUUAGUUUUUUUUUUCUAUAAAUAUCAUUAAAAUUGUAUUUGUUGGGUAGAAAAGCGUGAAAAUUUAAUGAAAGGCUCCUGAUAUAUUGUUACAAUAGCAGUUGAAAAUAUUGAAAAUAUAGAGGCACAAUUUUUUUAAAGUUCAAAUUUUGACAAAAUGUAUCCAAAUAUUUUGACUUAUUUUGAGCUCUUUAUGGACAAUGUUUGUAUUAGCAUUUUCUAUACACGAUAACAUUUUGAAAAUAAUUUGAAACUUUUUGAGCUGUUAACGGACAUUGUCUGUUUUACAUUUUUUUAGUUUUUUUUUCUAUAAAUAUCAUUAAAAUUUUAUUUGUUGGGUAGAAAAGCGUGACAAUUUAAUGCAAGGCUCCUGAUAUAUUGUUACAAUAGCAGUUGAAAAAUAUUGAAAAUAUAGGCACAGUUUUUUUUUAUAAGUAUUUAAAGUUCAAAUUUUGACAAAAUUUAUCAAAUUUAAAAUGUAAUAAUUAUUUUGUACCUAGUUAAAAAUUUAUAAAAUGUUCAACUUUUGUAGCUAAGGAUUAAAAAUUUAAAACAAGUUUCCACGUAAAUAGGUUAUAUAUAAAUGACUUUAUUCACAAUAAUAUCAUCAAAUAUACUUGGUAAUAUCAUAGGCUGACUGACCGUUUUCGCUCAGAAUCGUUUUUCUUAUACAAUGAUAUCAUAUCAUUGAAUUCAAAUUUAACACCAUCCAUUACAGUGACCCACUUGUAACAUACUGUACAGCAGAGCGACAUCCACUUACCCACCUUUUUUUUUUGUGUCUGUAAUCUACUUUUUGGGCAGUAAAAAAGCUUCAAUUUUCAACUUCAGUAUCUUGUUCGUUGAAAAGUGAAUCUAGUCAUUGGGGAGAUUAAAAUUCUUAAUAGUUUUCAAAAGCGCCGGAGAAAACGAAAAUUAAAAAUAAAGGAAAAACGGGAAGUUUUACGCAAAAAUGUAUAAAAUGUUUAACUUUUAUAGCGAAGGAUUAAAAAUUAAAACAAGGUUCCACGUGAAUAGGUUGUAUAUAAAUUACUUUAUUCACAAUAACAUCAUCAAACCGUUUUCGCUCAGAAUCGUUUUUCUCAUACAAUGAUAUUAUAUCAUUGAAUUCAAAUUUAACACCAUCUAUUACAGAGACUCACUUGUAACCUUCUGUACAGCAGAGCAACACCCACUUGUCCACCUUUUUUAUAGUCAUUUUGUUGUAAUUUUAUAAUAUUUAUUCAAUUUACCGACUAGGUACCGUAUUAAUAAUGACUAGGGUUCGGAUUUGAAGGCAAAUGCCUUUCUUUUAUUAAUCAUAAUAGAAAAAUAAUUUUUAUACAAAAAUGUGUUUCAUUUAAUUUAUUAGACGAUGGAACCUUUUUUUUUUUGCCUUUUUACUUAUAAAUGCCUUUUUGCCUUUUUUUUACCUUUUGUACUUAUAAAUGCCUAUUUUGUGUUUAAUUUUUCAGUUGAUUUAUAAUUUUUUACACAGCUUGCGUAUAUCGCUACAAAUGGGUUUUAUUAUUCGCAAUAUUUAUCGAUAUCGUCUUAUCGAGUAUUUGGUAUUUACUGAAGACAGCCUAUCAAAGUACAUGGUAGUCAAUUUUUUUUUUAAUACCAACUAGUUUAUUUUGCAUGCAGUUUUAAUUUUUAAUUUGUAUUUUUCUCAAAAUGUGUGCAAUUGAAAGUGUUUAAAAAAUGUUCACUUUUUUUAUUUUGUAGUAUAUUUAUGAAUUGCCUUUUUAUAUAAAUUAAAUGCCUUUAUUUGCCUUUUUUUAUUGAUUAUAUUGCCUUUAAAUCCGAACCCUAAUAAUGACUAAUAAAUAAUAAAAAUAUGAAUAUAAAUUGAAAUGUGAAACACCACACUCACAAACCGUCUCCGCUCAGAAUCGUUUUUGUAGACAAUGAUAGUAUAUCAUUGAAUUCAAAUUUAAUAUCAACCAUUAUACAGUGAUCCAUUCGUAAAAUACUGUGCAGCAGAGCGACAACCACUAACCAACAUUUUUUAGUUUUAGAGUUCGAAUUUUGAUAGAACUUCGAGCGUUUUAAGUUAAAUUUUUACACCAUAGUGGAUAUUCACACGAUUUCUCAUUCAGCGAUUUUGUUAUUUUGUUGUAAUUCAAAAAUGAAUAAAUGUAGAUAAUUUAAUAUUUCACUGAAUGUUUAUAUUUUCAUUUUUUUUACACCAAACAAUUUUGAAAAUAUUUUUAGCUUUUUACGGACAUUGUCAGUUUUCAAUUUUUUUAGUUUUUUUCUAUAUUUAUCGAUAUUUUAUUUGUUAGGUAAAAAUGCGUGAACAUUUAAUACAAGGCUCCUGAUAUAUUGUUACAGUAGCAGUUGCAAAAUAUUAAAAAAUGCAUAAGCACAAUUUUUUUUUAUAAACAUUUGAAGUUCGAAUUUUGACAAAAUUUAUCAAAUUUAAAAUUAAAAAAUGAUUUUGUAGUUAAAUUUAUAAAAUGUUCAACUUUUAUAUCUAAGGAUUGAAAAUUUUAAACAUGGUUCCCCGUAAAUAUGUUAUAUAUAAAUUACUUUAUUCAUAAUAAUAUCAUUAAAUAUAGGUACUUAGUAAUAUCAAUAUAUCAUAGGCUACACCCCACUUGUUGAUAUUUUAUAUUUUAACAUUUCAAAUCCAGUAUUUUUCUCCAACAACAUUUUUAAUUUGUUUUAUAGAUAUAGGUUUAUUAGUUUCACUUUUUGACUGUUGAAUUUUCUGUUGUAAAACUACCACUAUUUUUUUUAAACGCUUGAAUCUCAGGCAGUGACCUAAAAUUAAGUUUAUGUAAAUUUAAUUACAUUUUUGAUUUUAGCUGUGGCAGUUGUUUCUUCUCUAUUCAAACAUUAUUUUAUUAAAACAUUUUUGAUUAAACUCAAGUAUUCUCAAUAAUAUAGAGACGCGUUUAUCCAUGUUCCCCACAUAGUAACCACAGAGUUAGGCGGUAAGGCCGUAAGGGUAUGUCGGGUUUUAUGUGGAUUAUCAAUUUCCAAUGUCCCAAUUAUUGCAUUAGAAACAUAUCGACCAGCUGCAUCUGAAAUUUCAUCUAUUGAAUUCCAAUUUUUUUUUUUCCGAAACAUUUGUUCUUAUUUUAUUCAUAGUUUCAUCGUAACAUUUAUUAACGUAAUUUUUUCUUAAUGUAGACGAGUCCGGAAUCGUUUUUUUUGUAUAAUUUUCAAAAAAAAUUCCUAAAAUCGGAUGAAUUAAUUUAUUUAAUGGUAUAUUUGAAUUUAGAAAUGCUCUGCACAAAUCAAGAUUAAAAUUAGAAUUUCCAAACGCAGAAUACAUUGGCUGCGUCAAAAAAGUUCAUGUAAUCACAAGUAUCAUCUAAUUUAAUGAUUAAAAUAACUCACAGCAUCAAAGAUUAUUGUUAUUAUAUAUAUUACCUAUAUAAUUAGUUUUAUUAUAGAUAGCAUCGAUAGAAUUUAUAUAAAAAUGACGAUAUUGAAUUACAAUAUUAUUUCUGUUAUGAAUUUAAAUGAAAAUAAAUAUAAAUAUUACAUAGAUUUCAAUAAAGUAAAUAAAAUGACCCAAAAUUCUAAAAAGGAAAAAAAGUGCAAAAAAUGCAAAAUAAAAAACCAUUUAUUUGAACUCAUAGAUGAACAAAACACAUGCUUGGAAAAGCAAUAUCCUGUAUGUCAUACAAAUAAAUGCAAAAUCCUAUACUAUUCUAUCCCUAGUCAUAACUUAUGAGUUAUGAGUGUUAUGACCAAUAAUUGUAAGCAGUGUCACUGGUUUAACAUUUUACCAGGAUCCAUUACCAUCAUACAUACAAGAGUAAACAUUAUUAGGUUAAAUUUAGGAUGAUAAGGGUUUCACUAAAGCACAUUUAUGAUAAAUGUCUACAAACAGAAUUUCUAGAUAAUAUGUGAAUGAGGUGGAGACUUAAUUUAGUUUUGAGACAAUUUAUUACUGACUUAAUCCAAUAUAAAUUUAAAUUAGCAACUUUUUCUGUUUAAUUAGGAGGAAACAUUUUAUUGAAAAAGUACUCGAUCUAAUGCAAGACAAUAUUACAGAAGGUAUUUUUAAAGACUUAGUAGAUGACAUGGAAAAUAUAAGGUAUCCGUAAAAAUAAUAAAAUUAAGCUUAAUCAUUUUGUUAUAUUUUCUUCAUUCAAACUUUAACAACGUAAAUUAUAUCAUUAUAAAAUGUAAAAACAAUUGGAAUAUUAACAUAUGCAUUAUAAUUCAAGCUUAUAUCUAUUCUAAUUUUUAGUAACUAUAUAUUAUAUUUAUUACAUAGAACAUUGGACGGGAAUGUUAAUAGUAUAAGAUUUUUUUACUAGUUUAAUAUAUCUUAA
Metopolophium dirhodum (rose-grain aphid) is the source of this 7814-nucleotide messenger RNA. Its product is annotated as mutS protein homolog 5-like. Gene Ontology annotation, cellular component: nucleus. Lineage: Eukaryota; Metazoa; Arthropoda; Insecta; Hemiptera; Aphididae. The coding region runs from base 1 to 2388 and encodes 795 amino acids. Gene Ontology annotation, biological process: chiasma assembly; mismatch repair. Gene Ontology annotation, molecular function: mismatched DNA binding; ATP-dependent DNA damage sensor activity; ATP binding. The transcript is spliced from 16 exons. The record is from RefSeq and is a predicted model, not a curated record.